AUAAAACUUGAUCAUCUGGUCCCAUCCGUACACUAGAACUCUGUAUCCACAAGAAUGCCGUUGGACAUCGAAGGCUUUCGUAAAGCAGGUUAUCAAGCUAUUGAUCGUAUCUGCGAUUUCUAUUAUAACCUGGAGAAACGCAAUGCGGGAGCUGAAGUGGAGCCUGGGUAUCUAAGGAAGGCUCUUCCUGAUCAUGCACCUGAGCAAGGAGAAGACUUUCAGAAUAUUGCUGAUGAUUACUUGAAACUAAUUCAACCUGGUUUGACGGUUUGGCAACACCCAUCGUAUUUUGCAUAUUUCCCGGUCUCUGCUACAUUUGAGGGCACACUAGGUGACUUGUAUGCGAGCGCAAUACCAAAUCCUGGCUUCAACUGGGAUUGUAGUCCAGCAUGCACCGAAUUGGAAGCCGUGGUAAUGGAUUGGGCGGCCAAGCUAUUCGAACUUUCUGAAGCAUUCUAUAAUGAGGGAGGAAAGGGUGGAGGCGUAAUUCAGACGACCGCGUCGGAUGCCGCACUCGUUUCGGUCGUCGCAGCACGUUCCUCUUAUACACUGUCUCAUCCAGGGAUUGAUCUCAGCAAGCUGAUUAUUUACACGACCACACAAACGCAUUCUCUCGGUGCGAAGGCAGCUCUUAUACUUGGCUUGCAAGUACGAGCGCUUGAGGUGACUUUGGAGGAUGCGUUCUCGCUCAGGGGCGUUACGUUGCGAAAUGCAUUAGAAGAAGACAAGAAAGCUGGACUUCAUCCGUUCGUCUUGAUCGCGACGGUAGGGACAACAUCUUCUGGUGCCGUCGAUGAUCUUCCAGAGAUAUUCGAAAUUGCACGAGAACAUCGGUCCCUUUGGGUUCAUGUUGAUGCUGCUUGGGCAGGGGUAUCACUUGCCUGCCCUGAGUAUAGGAAUAUUUGCCACCUGGAACAAAUCAAUCGAUUUGCGCAUUCGUUCUGCACUAACUUUCACAAGUGGGGCCUAGUAAACUUCGACUGUUCUGGUCUUUGGGUCCGCGAUAGGACAAGUUUAACCGACGCCCUGGACGUCACACCGGAGUUUCUCCGAAACACCCACAAUGAGGAAGGGACGGUCAUUGACUAUCGCAACUGGCAUCUAAGCCUUGGAAGGCGCUUCCGUUCACUAAAACUCUGGUUUGUACUGCGCGGUCACGGCGUCGAGGGUUUCCAGGCGAAUAUACGAAAGGCGAUCGCGCUGAGUGAUCGAUUUGCUGCCCUCGUCCGUUCGUCUACUGAGCUUGCCCUGGUUACGCCCGCAUCAUUCGCCUUGAGUGUCUUUCACGUAAAGGCGCCAGCUGGAGCGACAGACAAGAUUGCUGUGCAAAACGAGCUCACCGAACGGCUUUAUAGAAAAUUGGAAUCGCGUAGAGACAUCAUGCUGACGAAGACAGUGUUGAACAAUAUCUUUUCCAUUCGCCUCGCAGUCGGAUCUGUGUGGACUGAAGAGAGGCACAUUGAUGGUGCAUACGAAGUCAUAGUCCAUGAAGCACAAAGAAUUAUUGCAGAAAAUGAUUAGAUUCAUUCAAUGCAUGCCUGUU
Messenger RNA from Fomitiporia mediterranea MF3/22, 1543 nucleotides. RefSeq lists its product as uncharacterized. Gene Ontology annotation, biological process: amino acid metabolic process. The coding region runs from base 55 to 1521 and encodes 488 amino acids. The record is from RefSeq and is a predicted model, not a curated record. NCBI's taxonomy places the organism in Eukaryota, Fungi, Basidiomycota, Agaricomycetes, Hymenochaetales, Hymenochaetaceae. The transcript has 11 exons. Gene Ontology annotation, molecular function: pyridoxal phosphate binding; carboxy-lyase activity.